AUGGAGGUAAAUUGUUUAACACUCAAAGACCUGAUCCACCCCAGGCCGCCCAGACUAGAUUUUGCAAUUGAAGACGGAGAAAAUGCUCAAAAGGAAAAUAUUUUUGUUGAUCGCUUGAGGAUGGCUCCGAAGACGCCAAUAAAAAAUGAGCCAAUUGAUUUAUCGAAGCAAAAAAUCUUCUCUCCAGAAAGAAAUCCUAUUACUCCCGUCAAGCUGGUGGAUAGACAGCAGACAGAACCAUGGACGCCCACAGCUAACCUAAAGAUGCUCAUUAGUGCUGCCAGCCCAGACAUAAGAGACCGGGAGAAGAAAAAGGAAUUGUUCAGACCCAUUGAGAAUAAAGAUGAUGCCUUUACAGAUUCUCUGCAACUUGACGUUGUUGGGGACAGUGCAGUUGAUGAGUUUGAAAAGCAAAGGCCAAGCAGGAAACAGAAAAGUUUAGGACUCCUAUGCCAGAAGUUCCUAGCUCGCUAUCCAAGUUAUCCCUUGUCAACUGAGAAAACUACCAUCUCCCUCGAUGAAGUUGCUGUCAGUCUUGGUGUUGAGCGGAGGCGGAUCUAUGACAUCGUGAAUGUGCUGGAGUCUCUGCACCUGGUCAGCCGGGUGGCCAAGAAUCAGUAUGGCUGGCAUGGACGGCACAGCCUGCCCCAGACCCUGAGGAGCCUCCAGAGACUCGGGGAGGAGCAGAAAUAUGAAGAGCAGAUGGCGCACCUCCAGCAGAAGGAGCUUGACCUCAUGGAUUAUAAAUUUGGAGACCGUAAAAAAGAUGGUUAUCCCGAUUCCCAAGAUCCACAACUACUGGACUUCUCUGAACCCGACUAUCACUCUUCAUCUGCAAACAGUCGAAAAGACAAGUCUCUGAGAAUAAUGAGCCAGAAGUUUGUCAUGCUGUUCCUGGUCUCCAAAACCAAGAUUGUUACUCUUGACGUGGCUGCCAAAAUCCUGAUAGAAGAAAGCCAAGACACCCCUGACCACAGUAAAUUUAAAACAAAGGUACGGCGUCUCUAUGACAUCGCCAAUGUUCUGACCAGCUUGGCACUCAUCAAGAAAGUGCAUGUCACGGAAGAGAGAGGCCGGAAACCUGCCUUCAAGUGGAUUGGGCCCGUUGACUUUAGUUCUAGUGAUGAAGAACUCGUGGAUGUUUCUGCCUCUAUCUUACCAGAACUGAAGAAAGAAUCAUAUGGCCAGAUUCGGGUCUGUGCAAAACAGAGGCUGGCUCGACAUGGUUCUUUUCCCACAGUUCAGGCUUCUGAGAGGAUCCAGAGGAAAGUGAACUCAGAACCCAACAGCCCUUACAAAGCGCAAGGAACAGGGGGCUACUCCUUAGAAAUUGGAAGUGUGGCAGCUGUCUACAGACAGAAAAUAGAAGAAAAAUCACAGGGGGACGCCUUUGCCAGUAAGGGCGCAGUGCCUCCAGUGGGCAGCCUGGACCCUGCUGCUCCCGGCCUCAUCCCCUCCAUGGAUCCUGAAUACUGUGUGAAUCCCUCAGCCCACCCUGUGUUUUCCGUGGCUCAAAAGGACGUGCAGGCCUUCUCUGUACAGAACGGUGUAAAUGGACACGUAGGCAUCUCAUUCGCUUCAGCACCCUCGGACUUGGAGAGCCUGAAGCCAGCCCUGCUGGCCGGCCAGCCCAUGGUGUACGUGCCUUCCACCUCACUAUUCAUGCUGUAUGGGAGCCUACCGGAGGGAGCGUCCCCGGGCCCAGGGUCAGAGAGGGACAGCCGGAGUGCAGAAAGCACCACAGCAGCGGAGCCAUCAUCCACAGUUCAGAAGCGCCUUGGGGAGGAGAGGAGCCCUGAAGAGGAGCAGCCAGCCAGUAAACGGCAGAGCCGGGACUACGAGGACGGUCCUCUGUCCCUCGUCGUGCCCAAGAAAUCCUCAGAGUCCGAGGACACUGCUUCUCCCAGGAUCCCGGGACCUGCACUUCUUGAAGAUGGCCACCUGAACGGCCAGCAUCCUGCUGCAAAGGAGGGUUUGGGAAAAGCAAUAGCCAACAGCUUCGUGUCUUCUGAGUGGGGCAACCCUCCAAGAAACCCAGACAUUGAAAAGCCUUCGCAAGAAACAGAGAGCGCCAAAGAACCCUCUUUGCUGCCAUAUCUUUAUGUACAGUCACCGGCCGGGUUAAAUGGUUUCAACGUGCUCUUACCUGGCAGUCAGUCCCCUCAUAACCUGGGGCCCCCUUCAGCUCAGCUACCAUCCAUCGGCGUUCCUUGCAUGGUCUUACCGUCACCCACGCUGGGCCCUUUUCCUGUUCUCUACUCCCCCACCAUGCCCCAGCCGGUGCCCUCUGCUCCCGGCACACUCCCACCCACAGGACCGGUGAAUUUUGGCCUGCCUGGCCUUGGCUCCACGGCUCACCUUCUCAUCAGCCCCGCCACCAUGGUGAAUCCCAAAUCAUCGAUACUCCCCUCAGCAGACCCUCAGCUCCCGGGUCCGUGCUCACUUAACCUGAGUCCAGUGAUGUCCAGAUCACACCACGUGAUCCAACCCGACUCCCCCGUCUACGGGGGCCAUCCAGUCUCUGUAGUCAAAUUACAACAGUCUCCAGCCCCAGUAACUCCCAAAAGCAUCCGAGGUACACAUCGCGAGACAUUUUUCAAAACACCCGGCAGCCAUGGAGAGCCCGUUCUGAAGAGGAAAGAGAGGAGCCAGAAGCGAAACAGCAGCUCGGCACAGAGAAGGCUCGAAAUUCCCGGCAGCGGCCCUGACUAG
Messenger RNA from Sorex fumeus (smoky shrew), 2712 nucleotides. RefSeq names its product E2F transcription factor 7 (gene E2F7). Bases 1 to 2712 code for a protein of 903 amino acids. Lineage: Eukaryota; Metazoa; Chordata; Mammalia; Eulipotyphla; Soricidae. Gene Ontology annotation, biological process: regulation of transcription by RNA polymerase II. Gene Ontology annotation, molecular function: RNA polymerase II cis-regulatory region sequence-specific DNA binding; DNA-binding transcription factor activity, RNA polymerase II-specific. Gene Ontology annotation, cellular component: RNA polymerase II transcription regulator complex. The transcript has 12 exons. The record is from RefSeq and is a predicted model, not a curated record.